CGCUUCCCGAUCGGCCAUUUCGUCGGUGCAGGCCAUCAUUACCCUUGCAGGGCUCCGUCGGCUCUCUCUCCCGUUCACGGUUACCUGAAAGACGCAGCAGCAGCAACAACACCGCAACCAUGAGUGAGACAGCCAUCUCAUUCGCUAAGGACUUCUUGGCCGGCGGAAUCUCCGCCGCCAUCUCAAAAACAGCCGUCGCCCCCAUCGAGAGAGUGAAGCUGCUCCUUCAGGUCCAGCAUGCCAGCAAGCAGAUCACUGCAGACAUGCAGUACAAGGGCAUCAUGGACUGCGUUACCCGUAUCCCCAAGGAACAAGGAUUCCUUUCCUUCUGGAGAGGUAACUUAGCCAAUGUCAUCAGGUAUUUCCCCACCCAGGCCCUAAAUUUCGCCUUCAAGGACAAGUACAAGAAGAUCUUCCUCGACGGCGUCGACAAGCGCACCCAGUUCUGGCGGUACUUCGCCGGUAACCUGGCCUCCGGCGGGGCGGCCGGAGCCACCUCCCUCUGCUUCGUGUACCCCCUCGACUUCGCCCGUACCCGUCUGGCCGCCGACGUGGGAAAGGCAGGAGUAAGAGAGUUCAAAGGUCUGGGCGACUGCUUGGUGAAAAUCUCUAAAUCCGACGGCAUCAAGGGCUUGUACCAGGGCUUCAACGUGUCCGUGCAGGGCAUCAUCAUCUACAGGGCUGCUUACUUCGGCAUGUACGACACAGCCAAAGGUAUGCUUCCAGAUCCCAAGAACGCCAGCAUAUUGGUGAGCUGGAUGAUUGCACAGUCUGUAACAGCCGUGGCCGGGCUGACCUCGUACCCCUUCGAUACUGUCCGUAGACGUAUGAUGAUGCAGUCUGGACGCAAAGGAGCCGACAUCAUGUACACCGGGACAAUCGACUGCUGGCGCAAGAUUGCACGCGAUGAGGGCGGCAAGGCUUUCUUCAAGGGAGCCUGGUCCAACGUGCUCAGAGGCAUGGGUGGUGCCUUCGUGCUGGUGUUGUACGAUGAGCUGAAGAAAGUCCUCUAAUUUCUCCGUGUGUUCACAUCACAGUCCAAUUUGGCUAAAUGUAUUAACUUUCCAUUUCUAUGGACUUUGCAUUCUGCCUUAUUUAUGGGAACAAAAAUAGUGUCUCACCAGUAGUUGUGAGCAAUGGCUGUACGUUGUGCAUCUUUUGAUUUUAAAACGUUCCACAUCCUUGUUACCAAUGUCAUUCCUGUUAAAGCUAUAUGAAUACCUCCUCCUGUCAUUCACUAGGUUUGUAUGGUCCCAAAACUCGAAUAAAUCUAUUCUGGGGAACAAACUUAAA
Messenger RNA from Cololabis saira (Pacific saury), 1293 nucleotides. RefSeq lists its product as uncharacterized. Gene Ontology annotation, biological process: mitochondrial ATP transmembrane transport; mitochondrial ADP transmembrane transport. Gene Ontology annotation, cellular component: mitochondrial inner membrane. Lineage: Eukaryota; Metazoa; Chordata; Actinopteri; Beloniformes; Belonidae. Bases 120 to 1013 code for a protein of 297 amino acids. The transcript is spliced from 4 exons. The record is from RefSeq and is a predicted model, not a curated record. Gene Ontology annotation, molecular function: ATP:ADP antiporter activity.